Molecule: messenger RNA, 3738 nt
Organism: Amoebophrya sp. A120
Lineage: Eukaryota; Dinophyceae; Syndiniales; Amoebophryaceae
Source: the annotation of a GenBank genome assembly
CGUGGACAACAGUCGCUACGAACAGCCUUGGUGGAAGCCUUUAUCUUCCGGGGCGAGGCUCGUGGGAGAUGCGUGCUGUGCGGCAGACGAUCAAUACACCUGCUCCGCCGAAAGGACUCUUCAUCAUCCUUCUGAUGCACAAUGUGAGUCCAACCACGACCAGGAGCCUGGUGCCGGCGCCGAAGACCCGCCUGAGGGCGGAGCUCGCUGUAAGCUGCUUGGAACAAACAACGCGACGAGUGUGCUGCAAGACGAGCCUAGGGACCAGGAGCGGGACGACACCAGGGUGCAACGGCAGCAAGAUGAGGAAGGAGCGUCAGCAUUUUCUUCUGAAGUCGACCUGCCGUCCUCAAUCUUCACAGGGUCAGAAGAUGAGACAGUGAAGCCUGGAUACAACUCCGCCAAUAACCAUGUUGAUCCGCCCAGACCGAGCAUGUCGGUGCAGCAGCUCUCCGCGAUUUUGUACUUGUUCCCCAGCAGCACCAAAGAAUUUCUUGAGGAUGAUGUGGUGCAGACCACAAGCGAGCAAAGCCGCCAAGCGCAAACUUCUCGUCCUCCUCGUCCUAGAACCAGCAACGACGUCAACCUGCACGCCCGGAAUCUCACCGAUUUGGCCGAUUUUAUCGUAGCGCACCAGAACCUUACAGUGUUACAGAAGAAAGUUCUUCAGGUCGAAGAAGAUUCGCUCAACUACUUUGUUGGAGAACAACAUCACGAUCAACAAGGUGGAAUUGGAAUUGGUCCGCAUCAUCACGCGGGGGUUCUUUACAUCCUGUCAGAAUCGCACUUGACGCUGCAUUUUUACAACGAGGUGAGGCCACGGCCUGCAACGAGCUCGCCCACGUCUACUUCUACAUCAGGCGAAAGCACUUCGUCUCGCACUACAAGCCGCGUCAGCUCAGCAUUAGGACGCACAAGAAUCAUCCUGGAGCUUACAACGUGCCAGGAUUUCGCAACUCUCGACGCGAAAACGUCGGUUUUUCUGCAGCCGAGCACUUUCAUUGCUGACUUGGAAAAAGCCACGGCAAAAAUUUUCGAUUUGCAAGACGUGUUCGUACGCUGGGGCGUGCAGCUGUGGGGAACGGUGGGAGUGGAGCAAGAUGAGUUCGCUAAAAUGAACUUAGAAGUAGGACACGAACAACAAGGCGAUCAUGCUCCAGCUUCUGCCGGAUCGAAAGUUGUAACUACGGCGCCACCUCCUAUGGGCAUUGCGUUGCAGCUGAGCCUAAACCUUGCAGAAGUCAGCGCAGGAGCAGCACUACCAGGGGGAGAACGAGCUGUCUUCGAAAGCCAGACUACUUCUAGCAACACAACCUACCUCUUCGGUGCGGGUUUUGGUAAAUCAGGUUCGUCUUCCUCUUCUUCUUCGCAGUGGGACGGUUUGCAGACGCAAUUGCAAGACACGCUCGGUGGGUUCAAGUAUCUGGUCGGAAAGGCGGGUUGUAUUGAACAUGCGGAACAAGAAACGACCGAAGUGACCUCUUCGUUCACCGCCCCAACAUCUUGCAGCCUGGAAGUGUGGAGUUUCAGUGACGCAGCCGCGCUGGCUGCGCAACUUGAUGCGGCAGCAGGAGAAGAUGAAGAAAGUCGUGAACAGGAGCAGGAAAGAACCAGAGGAGAUGAUCUGAAGACCCCCAGCACUGGCGUCGAAGACGAAGAUCCCCUUGCCGCCUCCUACUUUCCAGAAGACGAGUCAGACGACCUGCCGCAGCACAGCUACCUCAGCCACCGGGUAUUUUUCCGUUUCAAUACGAGGAUUCACGUCCUGAAUGCCAUUCCGGCGAUGAAAUUAGCCAAUUUGGCGCUGAGGUCAAUAAUUAAUGUCGUAGAAGAAGAUCAUGAAGACGGUGGGGAACAAGAGCAAGGUCCAGAGAUUGUAGAAGAGCUAGACCAGGGGAAACCGAAACUCGUAGUGCCUUCUACUGAAGGAAGCAGUGCUGGACGACGUCACGCCCAUGAUGUUAACGCGCUGCAGACAUCAACUAGCGCCAGCAGCAAAAACUCUCCGGACGAAGCGAACAAGAAAAUCGACAUUGUGAUCCUCGGGGGCGGGUUGGGCACCGGCUUGCAAGCUGUUCUAGGCUUCAAAGAGCAGGACGAAGACGGUAGAGUUGCGAAAAAAUCGAGAGCUAGUGGCUCUUCCUCCUCAUCGUCAUCCAGGAUCGGGAAAAUCACGAUUGUUGAUUCCUCUUCCGAUGUGCGAGUGUUGGCCGCUCAACUGUACGGAGAGGAGGUGGUGCAUCUUCAAGCAGGAAACCACAAUGAUUCAAGUGGGACGUCGACCGGAGUCCUCCAUAGCCAACUCAUUCCUACCUCGUUUUUCCACGAAGCAGAAUUCGUAGCUUACGGAGCAGGACGAGAUCUCUUCCAAUGGUUGCACACAGCGCCUCGAAGCCGAAGGAUGAAUUGGAGUCGGGCAGUAGAGGAGGAAGUUGAUUCAAGAAGUGGUCGUGAAGAAGAACAUCGACAACUGCAGCAGCAUGCCAUUGCUGUGGGUAGAAGUUCAUCUCAUGCAAGAACUGAGCAAGAUCUUGGCUCGCGCAAGUACUACACGACGUUUCUUCUGUGCGAGUAUUGCCACGUGUUUUUGCAACAGCGUGUGGAGAAGGAGUUGCGAACUUUUUCACGACCCUAUGGGCAGGCGGGGACCACUCAGCGGCCGCCGUGGUCUUCCGAUGUAGUGGAAGGGGUUCUCGACCAAAUCGCAGGAGAUCUAGCCGGAUACCACGAGCACAUAGUUGGCAGCCCAACGAGCAGCGAAGAUGUCGAAACUGAGAGUAAUCACCAUGACGACAACUACAGUCACGGCUCCGCCUCCUCCAAGAAACGGAGCAACAUUGUUUUUGCGGCCCAGAUGGGCUUCAAUCCGGGCGGGUUGAGCAGCUACGCGACGGGACACGUCACCCCGGGAGAGAGCACAAGGAGAAUGGAACUGUUUGGGUACGAUGAAGAUCAUGAAGAAUCGAACAAGGCGGGUCGUGUAAACAGCGAUAAUUCACCGCUCCAAUUUUUUGAAGAUGCCGCGGCAGAAGAAGGAGAAGAAGAUAUGGGCAAGCCGCACCCGCCAUUGGUUGAAAGUCGCGCGGGAAGUGUUGACCAGGAGCCGAUGCGUCAGCAGAAGGAGCAAGUUCUUGAAGAAGACAUCAAAACAAAAACUCGCCGGCAAGGUAGUAAAUUUUUUUUGAGCCAGAAAAAUCACGACGACCCCUCGGAGUUUCAAGACCUUUUCUUUCUUUCCCUGCGGCGGCAUUUCCGGUUUGUGCACGUGUGGCAGGACAAUUUCCGCGAAUUUUACGUCAUCGCAACCAACAUGGAAGGGUUCCAAUUGGCGGUAUGAGCAGAGCCGGGGUUGUUGUAGGUUCUCACCUAGUGAUCUUCGCAAUUAUGAGAUUGAAAGAGUGUAGGAUUUUUUUCAAUGUUUUUAUGAAACACGGUAAGUAUCAGCCUGUUGUACAAUCGUUUCUCGUCUCGCAGGCAACAUUGAGAUAGUUAUGUAGCAAAAAGAUGACCUCCAGGUGGUCGCACAGACAUCCGCAGACAAUGUUGCCACCGUUGUCACUAAAACUCAGCGGAGGAAUCAGAAUUUCGAUUGCUUUGCAAAAUCGCAGCUGCGAUAAGAGAAAUAUGGGACAAGAUGGUUUCACCAGUAUGAAUCAAAUGAUCGCGCUCGCGUUGUCGUUGACGCCGGCGUGGUCCAAAAGGUUCUGCACGAGCAGGUUUGCUUUCCGUCUUUUUCGC